Chrysemys picta bellii (western painted turtle) is the source of this 2179-nucleotide messenger RNA. RefSeq names its product tetraspanin-1-like. The record is from RefSeq and is a predicted model, not a curated record. Gene Ontology annotation, cellular component: plasma membrane. NCBI's taxonomy places the organism in Eukaryota, Metazoa, Chordata, Testudines, Emydidae.
UGCCCAGCUCCUGAAGCAGUGAGGAGCUACCGAGCAAAGGUCCUUGCUGGCCCCAGCACGGGGCACCCUGUGACCUGAGCCCAGUGCCAAGGAGCCAUGGCGGGAGGAGAGGCCCUAGAGCAGACAACUGACGAGACCCCGCGGCUGGAGCCAAAGCUGGACAAUUCAGACUGGAAAGAAGGGGCAGAUUUUGAACCGGGAGGGGAAUUAACAUUGGAGCAGCUGCCCCAGGGCCAGGGCAGAUUCUCCAUCACAUGCCCGCUUGUCCUUCCAAAUCUAGCGCAGCCGGACGUGACGGGCUUGAGUGAGUUUCUAGGCCUGCGGGCCACAGGAGGUCAGAGAGAGCAUGGGCCAGUGCCCAGAGCAAAAGACUAGCACUCUGCAGACUGGGGUUAUUACCCACUCAGCACCUGGCCUGGCACUUCCCUGUCUCAGUUUCCCCAGCUAGCUAAUGAGAUUGGCCUCAAUUUGCGGAUCUACGACGGAAAAAGCGACUUAAGAGUGAGGUGCUGGAAGAUGGGCUGCUUCUCCUUCCUGAAGAUGAUGAUGUUUGUGUUCAACGGCGUUAUAUUUCUGAGCGGCUUGGCCGUGCUGGGCAUCGGCAUCUGGGUGAAGGUGGAUGGAGGCUCCUUCGUGCAGAUCCUGGGGGCCGCCGCGCCCCAGCUGAUGCAGCUGAUCAACGUGGGGUACCUGUGCAUCGCUGUCGGCACCUUCCUGCUACUCAUGGGCUUCCUGGGCUGCUGCGGGGCCAUGAAGGAGAGCAAGUGCAUGCUGCUGCUGUUCUUUGUCAUUAUCCUGAUUCUCUUCAUCGCGGAGGUCGCGGGGGCCGUCGUCGUCCUCGCCUUCUCUUCCGUGGCUGAUAUAUUCAUUGAGCACCUGAAAAACUGGGCUGUGAAAACUUUACGAGAGGAUUACGGGAGGCAGGACGACGUGACUGCAAUCUGGGACACAACCAUGAAGGAGCUGAAGUGCUGUGGCUUCAACAACUACAAGGAUUUCAACAGCUCCUACUUCUACCAAACUCACAGCCAGACUUAUCCCACGGGCUGCUGCCUGCCGCCCAAGCAUGAGUGCCUGGAAUCUGAACUGGACAGCACCAAGCAGGGCUGCUUGCAUGCGUUCCAGACCUUCCUGAGCAGGAACGGGAGGAUCGUUGGAGGGGUGGCGUUAGGAAUCGGUGUGCUCCAGCUGGCCGCAAUGGCCGUUUCCCUGGUUCUGUAUUGUCAGAUCAGUACGAACGGCUGAAAAACAAGAUUUCCAGCGGAAACACAAAAUGCCUCUCCUGCCGUCCAUAACUCCUCCUGCCUUUGCAUCUUCCUGAGGUUCACUGCGAGAGAAACCUAACUUUUCUUAUCAAUCACUAAUCACUAAUGUUUCCUGUUAAUCUGUAAACGCGCUGAGCGAUCAGAUGGCGGCGACGUCAAUGAGACUACAGUGAAAAGUGGGAUGGUAUCUUUUCCAUGCUAUUUUUUGUGUCUGUUUCAAUGAUAAAUUCGAUCUGAUUUGUUUUUCUUGUGGGCGCAACAAGAAAUUAGCUUAAAGGUGGCAGUCUAAACGUCUAAAAGCGGAGAAUGAAACCAACAUGCCCCCUACCUCGUGUUAUUGUAGACCCUACCCAAAACACGCACUGACUGAGGAUCAUUUAUGUAGCUCUUACAGUACUUCCUUUCAUUUGUCACACGCUUUGAGCUGUGACCCAGUGAGCCAUCGUACUCUCAUUGCGUCUGAGUUGCAAUGAAAAGGGCAGGUCACCCCUUUCAGAGUGACCGAUUCAGGCUCUCUGCAAACUCAGGCAGAUGUCACUGCAUCGGUUACUUCACAUUUUGAAGGUUUUCUUUGCAGCCGUAACAGCUAGAGCCUGGCUCCCUCCCCACUUCUUUUAGUGAAAGCAGAGACUUGGGGGAAUCAUUACGAAUUCCAUUCAUCCCUCUGUGCUCACUACAGCUUUAAACAUGCCCGACAAUCUGAGAAACACUGAAACGAUGCACUUUUACUGAUGUAGCACAUCAUGAACUUGAAUUCGAAUGAAAUAUUUCAUGUCCCUUUUUCCUCCCCCCUUGUGUGUGUUUGGAAAAGAUCCAGUCAACAAUGUGUCAUUGGUUUUCUGCACCCGACAAUGUUUUCUCUGCCAAUGUCUUGUGUUUGUAUCAAUUAAAUAUCCCUGAUCUUUCUAUGCAGA